Molecule: messenger RNA, 951 nt
Organism: Fonsecaea nubica
Lineage: Eukaryota; Fungi; Ascomycota; Eurotiomycetes; Chaetothyriales; Herpotrichiellaceae
Exons: 6
Coding region: 1-951 (316 amino acids)
Molecular function (GO): methyltransferase activity
Source: RefSeq, a predicted model, not a curated record
AUGGCAGGUGACGGUGAUAACGAUUCUGCUUAUGCCGAGAGCAUAGGUGCCUACUCGGAGAAUACUUCUGCGUCCUCGAGUGUGUUCGACUUCCAAUACGAAAAUGGGCGCCGGUACCAUUCUUACAAGGCCGGGCAAUACUUCGCUCCCAAUGACGAACAGGAGCAGGAAAGACUGGACCUCCUUCACCACGUUCAAUCCAUGGUCCUCGGUGGAGAGCUGUUCAGAGCACCAAUUGAGACUCCGCAGCGUAUUCUUGACAUAGGCACCGCGAUUCAAAUGGCCGACAACUUUCCCAUGGCAGAGGUUGUCGCGACUGAUUUAUCGCCGAUUCAGCCGACUUGGGUCCCACCUAAUUUGGAAUUUCUCAUAGAUGACUGCGAGGCAGACUGGACAUUUCGUCGCAGUUUUGAUUUCAUUCGUCUUGGGCAUAUGGGCGGGAGUAUAGCGGACUGGGAAAAGCUAUUCCAACAGUGCAUGGAAAACCUCAGACCAGGUGGAUGGGUGGAAGUGAUCGACUUUGAAGCAUGGGGUAGCACAGACGACAACAGCCUCCCUGAAAAUUCACCCUGGCAUACGUGGCAAACCGAACUCAGCAACGCAGCAGAGAGAUUCGGCCGGGUCAUGAACAUCAGCCCACACAUCAAAGGUCUUGUCGACCAAGCAGGGUUUGAAAAUGUGGUCCAUGAAGUUCACAAGGUCCCGUUGUCUCCAUGGCCCAAAGAGCCUCGUCGAAGGGAUCUGGGCUUGAACAUGAACAUGAUAAUGACUGAAGCGAUGCAAGCAUACAGCCUGGCACUAUUCACCCGGAUACUAGGCUGGGCUCCGGCAGAGGUGGAGGUGCUCCUGGCUGGGGCGAGGAGAGAUCUGAACAAUCUCAACCACCAUUUAUACACUCGAUUACAUAUCGUUUACGGGAGGAAGCCGCUUAUACCGAGGACACCUUCUUGA